Vespa velutina is the source of this 1701-nucleotide messenger RNA. It is a transcript of the gene Sirt2, whose product is annotated as NAD-dependent protein deacetylase sirtuin-2. Lineage: Eukaryota; Metazoa; Arthropoda; Insecta; Hymenoptera; Vespidae. The record is from RefSeq and is a predicted model, not a curated record. The transcript has 7 exons. Gene Ontology annotation, molecular function: histone deacetylase activity, NAD-dependent; NAD+ binding. The coding region runs from base 600 to 1595 and encodes 331 amino acids.
UUUUUAUGCGUGGAACAUGCGUGAUUGUAUUCCAUUCGAUGCGCAGAACUUUUCUACCGCAUCUUUCGCUAUAAAUAAAAAAUAUUUGCAAACAAUGACAAUACAUAAAAAAUAUUAUUUAUAAAUAUUCUAUUUUUUUGUCGAGUACUUCAACAUUACUGUAGUCGUUAAAUGAUGUGUAUGUUCAAGCAAAUAUAUUUCUGAAGUUUUUGAAUCUUUUAUUCAAUAAUUUCUCUUAUAUAAAGAAAAAUCUAUAUCCAAACAAUUUUUAUCGAAUUUUUCUAAUUUAAUAAUAUGGAAAAGCAUAAUGAUGAACAGGAAAAAGGUUAAUAGCAUAUAUACAACAAAUAGAUAGCAUCCUGUUAUUAAAUUAGGAGUUAAUUUAAUAAAUUAUUGUCAUGUUAAUUUUAACUUCUUCAUUUAAUAUUUCAUGUGAAGCAAAUAUUCUUAUGGUCAGAUGGUUUUUAUUUUAUAUAUAUUAAUGAGAACAAACAGACUUUAUAUAAAAAAUCAUUAUACAUUACAAUAAUCCAGAUGAAGACAAACCUGGCCCUUCUUCAGAAAAUACAGAAACAGAGACAGAGGGAGAAGAUUCAGGAAUGGAAAAAAUACGCAAAUAUUUAAUUCAGAAAUUAAAGUUGUAUGACUCGGACACUGAACAAGAGUCAUGUUCAGGUGUUCUUAAAGAAUUAACCAUAGAUGGUAUUAUAGAUUACAUAAAGCAGAAUCCAAAAUGUAAAAUUAUAACAAUGGCUGGAGCUGGUAUUUCCACAUCUGCAGGAAUUCCAGAUUUUCGUUCACCUUCAAGUGGACUUUAUCAUAAUUUAGAAAAAUAUAAUUUACCACAUCCUCAAGCAGUUUUUGAAUUAGAUUUUUUUAUGGAGAAUCCAGAACCAUUUUUUACCCUUGCAAAGCAAUUGUUACCUGAAGGAUUUAAACCUACACCAUGCCACUAUUUUAUUCGUCUUUUAUGGGAAAAAGGUUUAUUAUUGCGACAUUAUACACAAAAUAUUGAUACAUUAGAAAGAAUUGCUGGAUUGCCAGCAGAAAAAUUAAUAGAAGCUCAUGGAACUUUUCAUACUGGUCAUUGCCUUAAAUGUAGGGCACCAUAUACGCUUGAAUGGAUGAAGGAAAAAAUAUUGGAAAGUGUAAUACCCAAAUGUGAAGAGUGCGAAGAAGGUGUAGUAAAACCUGAUGUGGUAUUUUUUGGAGAAAUGUUACCCGAACGUUUCCAUUAUUUCGCUGACAGAGAUUUUAUACAUGCUGAUCUCUUAAUUAUUAUGGGAUCAAGUUUGGUAGUACAACCUUUCGCCUCUCUCAUUGACAGAGUACGGCCUUCCUGUCCUCGUCUUCUUAUAAAUAAAGAAAAAGCAGGUAUGCAAGAUCGUUUGUCCAGAUUUUUAGGUUUAAGACAAGGUUUAAUCUUCGACUCCAAAAAUUCCAAUUCCGGACGAGAUGUUGCUUGGUUAGGUGACUGUGAUACAGGUUGUCAGUUGUUAGCUGACAAACUUGGUUGGGGUGAAGAAUUGAAAGCAUUGAUAAAACGAGAACAUGAACGUUUAGAUGCAGAAAAUUCCAAUAUUAAGAAUUCAUAAAAAAUUGUAUAAAUAUAUGUGUAACAGGCAAAGUAAAAUGAUUCUUUAAUGUUUAUUGUGUCAAGUAUUAUUAUAUUGAUUCUUUUAAUAUAAUUAUUUUAUUUCA